Messenger RNA from Cladocopium goreaui, 1447 nucleotides. Lineage: Eukaryota; Dinophyceae; Suessiales; Symbiodiniaceae. The record is from the annotation of a GenBank genome assembly.
AUGGUUGAAGUGUUGAAGAACAGCUUCAAAGCGACGCUCGCAGGGGCCACUGCUGCGGAGAUUGCAGAGAGACCUAUUCACGUGCUGAUUUGCCGUGAUGAGUGCCACGUUGCUAUUCGCGUCAGCGACCGUGCGGGUGGCAUCCCUUCAGAUGUGGGAGAUCGUAUAUGGUCCUACUUGUAUGGAGCCGCGGCUCGUGGAGCCGACGAGGGGGCCGCCACCCCUUUGGCAGGCUAUGGAGUUGGCCUCCCGGUUUCCAGCUUGCAUGCUCGAUACUUGGGUGGUCAGCUCCAACUCACAACAUAUCCAGGUGGAACAAGUCUGGCAACAGUGCAAGCACCUGGAAGUGGCACGGAACUUGUGAAAUCUCACUCUCGUGAUCUCGUGAACAACUUCUGUGCGGAGGACAGAGGUGCAAGUGGUGCUUGCUUGAAGGCAGGUGUGGACACAGCUGAGUUCGAGCCACCUUUCCCAGUGAAGCAGGUUGCAACAUGGCAGCACAAGAUCGCUUGUCAAUGCCAGGCCGAUCAAAGAGCCGUGCCCGCUGCCAACGAUGCUUCACAUAGAGUGGAAUGGCGGCCUUGGCAAGCAGAUCAAUUGCAGAGUGACCUGCAGUGGCAAGAAGCAGAUUUGCAGCUUGCCCAGAUGGCAGGCAUUCAGAACACCGGUCAAGGGCUAGCUUUGUGCACCUGGCAAUUCCCAGCAACAGUGCAAUCGCCGAACCUGCCAGAUGCUGUGCAGUUCCGAGUACGAAAGAUUGACUUGGAUAGCCCCGUCAAGGGUGGGGCUAGCAGCAGAACAUGGUUGUCGCAGAUCUCUGGCCUUUAUGCCACAGCAUUUGCGGCGCCUGAAAAGCCAAGAGCAUCGUUGCUCGUGGAUCAGGACUUAAAACGCUUAAAAGUUGUCCUGGCCUUUGCUCUCUCGUCUGACUCUCCUUCCGAGAGACCGACAAAUUCUUUGAAGUCAGGAGAGUCAGGACAUGUGCAUGGCCUGGUGACACGGAUUCAAGUUUCAUAUCGUCAAGCUGGUGAUUCCCAUAUCGAUGAGGUCAGAGAGUUGAAACCACAAAACCUUACCGCCGUGUCUAUGAAUGACGGCCUUGGCACGUUGAAGAUCAGUGUGUCGCAGCCGCAGUUCCUCGAUGGACAGCGGAUCCUGUUUGCUGUUCGAGUUGGCGACGAUUGGCGAUGGUCCCACUGGAGCAGCUUCAGCAAGCCAGUGCAUAUGAAGCAUCCGAUUCUGCAGCCUGCGAAAGAUCAUGGCCUUGUUGUUAAGCCUCUUUCUCCAGACAUGGUGUGGUUGCACUACCCAAGUGUGGCCACAGACACCGCGGAGGUGAUUGAAUACUUCAUUAGUGUGGCCCAGUUGGGACCGACAGGGCGAGAGGUGAGAUCCAGCUCCCAGCUGAUUGCUUUGCAAGCGGAGCAGAACCCAAAGAGAGAUGCAG